Messenger RNA from Penicillium verhagenii, 3570 nucleotides. RefSeq lists its product as uncharacterized. NCBI's taxonomy places the organism in Eukaryota, Fungi, Ascomycota, Eurotiomycetes, Eurotiales, Aspergillaceae. The record is from RefSeq and is a predicted model, not a curated record. Gene Ontology annotation, biological process: protein transport. The coding region runs from base 1 to 3570 and encodes 1189 amino acids. The transcript has 3 exons.
AUGGCAGUAGCACUGGAAAAUGGCCAUACAGAGGCAGCAAUCAAACCAACUGGCCGAAAUGAGGGCGUGAAGACUCAGAGGAAAAAGAAGUUCUUCGGAUGGACCCUCUUAGGCCUAGUCGUGCGACUCGGAAUAUGGUACGCGCUCCUCACGCCCUUCCUGCGCUGCCCAUCGAACCUUGCCGACUUGAACGACACAUCUCCUCCAGUCUGCAAACCUUAUCUGGUUACUCGGUCUCAUGUGGAACCAUAUGUUACUCCCUACUACGACACCUAUGCCGCGCCUUACGUGGACCAAGUUCGUCCCUAUGUAGACCAAGCUCGUCCAUAUGUGGAGAUUUUGAACAAGCGAGUGUAUACCCCUGCAUCCAAGCUUGCCCAUACUGGGUAUGAAAAAUACGGUGCGCCGGCAUGGGAACAAACUCAGGCCUACGGUGCAGCUCAAUGGAAGGCUCAGGUAACCCCUCGGGUUGAGGAGGCCCAGGACAAAAUACAUCAACUCUAUCUGUCCGAGGUGGACCCAUACGUUCAGCGGGGACUCCUGGUGGUAUCACCUUAUUAUCAAAAGGCAAAUACCGCUGUGUUCGCUGUUUAUUGGGAUCAUCUGGUUCCUUUCUACACCCGCUCGCAACCUUUUAUCGGCAAGACAUAUGCCACUUCCCAAGAAAUACUGGUAACACAUGUUAUGCCAGGUGUUCGAUACACAUGGUCCUCCGCUGUCUACUUUGCCAACAGUUCGUUGUGGCCUCAUAUCACAGGAUUGUACUCGGAGCAGGUUGAGCCGCAAUUGGUCAAGAUCGGACAGCGCCUGGCGAGUUAUCGAGAGGGCAAACGGCUCCGUGCAGUUGUCGAGGAAAUGGAUAGUAGCUUUUCUGAGCAAUCCAGUCCGUCGGUUACCCUGACAUCCGCUGAAGUUAUUCAUACCCCAAGCACCGCAUCAGUCAUUUCUACCACCACCGAGACCCCCUAUGUUGCGCCCACCCUAUCAGCAGCUCAACAGGCAAAGCAAGCCCGCGAACAGAUUGAUUCUGAUCUUGAAAGAUGGCAAGACAAGUUUGCAGUCGCAGCUGAUAGCGGUAUUGAAGACCUUGAAGAGCGCCUCGAAGAAAUUGUUGGUGCUCUCGUCGCCAGCAGCGCCAAUAGCCACGGUCUGAGCCUUUCGACAGCUCUGCAAAGUGUGGCUGCGAAACAACUUACCACCAUUCAGGGCCGUAUCAACGACCUUGUACAAACGCUACCCGAGGAGGAUGCGCCGGAAGCUGAGGAAGAAGCCCGAGAACAGCUCGUUAACGACAUUCGAGCCUCUGCCAUCUCCGUCAGAGAUCGGGCCCAUGCCCUGCGUGAAUGGUCAUUGUCAUUCGAUGAUGAACUUCUGCGUCGGGUAUCCGCUGCUGUCAACUCGACUCUCGAUGUUCUUGAUGGUAUUCGCGAUCUUGGUCUGCAGGAGAUCGGCAUGCGCUGGGCAUGGAUGGACGGUGUAACCUACAAGGACUGGGCAAGGUAUCGCACCGUGAAGGGGCAACUCCAGGACUGGCGUAACCAGAUUUACCAUAUCGGCAUGAACCACAAAUCAGUUGCUGAAGCUAAGGCGGUGGCGACCGAUAUUCUGGAUCAGGGUAUGGAAGUUGCCCAGGAAACUGCUGUUGAGCUUAUCAGAUUGAAGGAUGUUGGUCAAUGGAAACUAGCUGCCCGUGAGGUCAGCGAUAAUUUUGAGACCAGAACUGAGGCCCCACCUCCAAGGCCAAAGCCGGAAAAUCUCGAAGAUAAUUCCGAGAUCAACGCUGAUACUGAACAUGAUGAAUCUCAUGAGGAUUCUCCGGAGUCAUCAACAGCCCCCGCCAUCAAUGGCGAGGGAGAUGAACUGAUAAAUGAGAACUUCUCCAAUCCCGACGAGUCUCUCGACGGCGCAGCUGGGGCUGAUGAUGAUAUUUUUGAGUCUAUGUCGGCUGAUGCGGUUGAGCACCAGUCAGGUUCGGUCAAGGCUGCGUGGGGAGGAGUUGCGGCAGCUGAUGCCAACACCUACCAAGAUCCUAUUCUUGAUGACGACGAACAAGAUACCCUUCGUAAUCUUGCAAAUAAGGCGGGUGACGCUUACUCUGAUGCCUAUUCUCAGGCGAGCUCAGCUUUCGUUGAUUCAACCUCGAACGCUAAGAUCCUCUACGAUAUUGCCAAGUCGCAAAUUCUGGGUCAGGUCGCUCAGUCCAGUGAACCUGCCCAUGCCCACAUUCUCUCUUCCGUUGAAUCGGCAUACUCUGGAGCCGUCAAAUAUGCGACUGAAGAGUUUGAAGCUAGAAUGGCUGCGGUCAAGGCAACCCCUACCCCUACCGGACCUCUAGCCCAGAUUUCAUCCAUAGCUUCCUCGCGGUUGAGUGAGGGUCUCAGCAUUGCCUCUGAGAAAUUGGCCAGCAUUCAGCCUAUUCCUUCUCAAACAAGCUCUGUGGGCCUUCAGCCCUACGUGCUUGAUGCUCAGCGUCGCUACUAUGAAGCCGUUGGUUUUGCUCACGAUCACUAUACCGCUUUCGUCUCCACGGCUUCUCAUGCUGUGUAUGGUACUCCGACUCCCACUCCGGCCCCCCUCGGCUUCCAUCAACUGAUUGAAGAGGCUGGGGUCCAAUACGAGCAUAUUUCCUCCCUGGCUUCUGCUAGCCUUGCUGCAGUGGUCGCCUCCGCCAGCUCUAUGGCUUCGCCGCCGCAGGAAGUCAUUAGCGAUGCCUCAUCCAGAUAUCACGCAGCCAUGUCAGCAGCGUCUGCCUCCCUCUCUAUGGCGUCUGUAUCCGCCAGCUCUGCCGUCUUUGGCACUACACCCGGACCUUUGGCGUCUCUGUCCAGCCAAGCGUCUGAGAACUGGGAAGGCAUUGUCUCCAAGGCCAGCGAACAAAUAUAUGGUACCCCUGCUCCUUAUCUUCAGCAACUGCACGAGCGAAUCCCGCAGUUUGAGGCUGUGCAGGAGGUGGUGUCUGAGCUUCUCAUCGGCAAGGAACCCUCAUUCACCGAGAGUGUCAUGAGCAAACUCCGUGUGGCAUAUGAAACUCCCUACCCGGCUGCCGCAUUCUCAUCUGCUUCGAGCUACGUUAGCGAAACUUACGAAUCGGCUUCCUCCGUUGCCGGUGUCUACGCCUCUAACGUUCCCAGUGUUGAGGAUGUUUUGCAAAAUGUCAACGAGCAGCUCAACAUUGCUGUGGAGGCCGCCAGUGUUGGCGUUUAUGGCACUUCUAAGGGCCCUUACGAGCAGGCAACAGAGGCUGCAGUCGAUGCCUACAGCACUGCUUCGGCGCAGAUUAGCAGUGCCAUUUAUGGAAAGGAGUCGGGAUACAUUGAUGUUGCUAAGGAGCAUAUCGAAGAGAUCCAGUCAAAGGCCAGUGCUGCCAUUUACGGUGAAGAGCCAGGUGCAGUGGAAAGUGCCAGCAGCCGCCUUGCCGCCGCUGUCGAGGGUGCUCAGUCUCAGCUGGCGGAUCUGGCAUCCAGUGCCAAUAGUGUUGCCUCCGAGGCCGUCGAGACUGCUGCCUCCCAUGUUGAGAGCGUAACUGGCAGUCUCAAGUCCGCCGUGUCCUCGGCCAAGGACGAGCUGUAA